AUGUCAGCUGGCGGCCACCCGUACGGUCCUGCGGACCUUGAGCUCGGCUCGCGGCUCGCGGCUCGCGGGGUCCCGCUCAAGUCCCUCACCACCCCCUCCCGUCUCCUCCUCCCCCCUCUCCCCCCCUCUCCCCCUCCUCCGCCCCCGAUUCUAGAAACUGCCGCGAUCCGGCGCUGGACAGGGUCGCGCGAUCCGCGCUGGAGAAGGUGGAUCCGCGCUGGAGAAGGUGGAUCCGCGCUGGAGAAGGUGGUGAGCGCAUCGAACAUUGGAGUGACCGAAGACGAUCUGGUCUGUGGGGGAUUCCUCCUCAUGAUCGCAUGCGACGCGCAGGGCCGUGUGACCGGCGUGUUGCUGCCCCAAAUGGAUGCCAUUCCAUCUGACAUUGUUCAACUCUCGCGCCUGGAAACACUGAGCAUGGAAGGGGUGAAUGCCAUGCCCAGCCUGCCUUCCGUCCUGGGCGCUCUCACUUCGCUCACCCGCCUUAACCUUAUCUCAGCUGUCAGUGGCGGCACCAUCCCUGCAUCCUUCACCCGACUCAAGAAAAGGCAGCGUUUGAUUCUAAAUGGCAACAAUUUGGAGGGUGACAUUGCUCCCUUGCUCUCCUCACUCACUGCUCUCACACACCUGUCGCUCGGUUUCAACAAAUUCUCCUCCUCCAUCCCCGCUAAAAUCUCCAAGCUCCAGAAGCUCGUUACACUUGAUCUAUCGCGCAACCGAAUCUCCGGCUCCCUAACCCCCCUCACAGCCAUGCCACAGCUGAGAAAAAUCAAUCUUGAAUUCAAUCUGCUCAACGCAAACCUGCCCACCUCGCUCGCCAAACUCAAGAGGCUAACUGAACUGUCCCUUACAGACAACAAAAUCAGCGGGUCGGUGCCUCGGGCCAUCUCAAGCCUCUCUAACCUCGUGCUGCUGUACCUGGGAACCAACAACAUCACGGGUACUAUCCCAUCCGCCAUUGGCUCUCUCAAGAAACUCGUCGCCUUGGACCUCUCAUACAACCCCAUAUCAGGCAGCCUGCCGGCAGCCAUGGGCUCCCUCAAAUCCCUCAGAAUGCUCAACUUGCCCUACAACCAGCUCUCCGGCUCAUUCCCCGGCUUCCUCGCUAACCUGACGUUUCUCACUUUGAUUGACAUGAGUGGUAACCAGAUCAGCGGCUCCCUCCCAUCCUCGUUAGGAGACUUCACAAACCUCUUCAGAUUGCAACUAUCCAACAACAGCAUCACUGGCAGCAUCCCAGAGGCUAUGGGCCGCCUUUCCGGACUUGCCUACCUUCAACUUGGAGGGAAUCAACUGUCGGGGUCGCUGCCGGCUUUCUUUUCACAGCUCACAUCGCUUGAUACCGUCGACUUGAGUCGCAACAGCCUUUCUGGCCCACUCCCUCCCUCUGCCUUCAACUGGUCUCUCUCCCUGGUGGACCUAUCUGGGAACGGCCUGGCAGGGGAGCUUCCUGCUUAUCUUGGCGACUAUGUUGCAGAGAUAGACGUGGAUAGCACACUCACUUGCCCCGCAGAUGGAACACCCUGCUCGAUCCAGCUCAAGAGGAGGGCUGCUGCAUAUUAUCCCAACGACUUCUGUCUCCGCGUUUGCCCCUCCUUCUGCCAAACCUGUGUUGCCCCGCCGGAUGAUGGCUCGGGCGGGGGAUCAGACGGAGGCUCGGGGGGAGGGUUGGGAGGAGGGUUCGGUGGGGGGUUUGGUGGGUUCGGGGGAGGGUUGGGUGGGAGUAGCAUUGGAGUUUUGGGUAGCACUGGGGGGUUUAGUACUAAUGGGGGGGGGAUGGAGGGAAGGAAAGGCUUGACUAGUUUUGGUUUGGUUGGCAAAAGAGGUGCUUAUGGGAAAGGGCACCAACACUAG
This is a messenger RNA of Closterium sp. Naga37s-1, 1851 nucleotides long. The record is from the annotation of a GenBank genome assembly. Lineage: Eukaryota; Viridiplantae; Streptophyta; Zygnematophyceae; Desmidiales; Closteriaceae.